Colletotrichum gloeosporioides is the source of this 387-nucleotide messenger RNA. RefSeq lists its product as uncharacterized. The coding region runs from base 1 to 387 and encodes 128 amino acids. NCBI's taxonomy places the organism in Eukaryota, Fungi, Ascomycota, Sordariomycetes, Glomerellales, Glomerellaceae. The transcript has a single exon. The record is from RefSeq and is a predicted model, not a curated record.
AUGGAUGGUUUGUACUAUUCAGAGGAUAACACGUAUACCAAGGAACUCGCUGUCUUCAAGUGGAACAGAGAGUACCUCGCAGCAUGCGACGCUAUGGGACGUACUGCGCGCCCUGGUAGUCAGGUCGAGAGUUGGGUGCGUGGCACAGGGUUCGAUAAUGUCGAGUCUCAGAAGUUCGAGACCCCGAGUGGGCAAUGGGCCAAGGAUCCGCAAGUCAUAGAUGUGGGUAUAAUUUGUCUCAGUCAGCUGCUCGGCGGUCUCGAAGGCUUUACUCUUAAGGUCUUUUGUGGGUUUUUGGGUAAUAUUCAGGAGGAGGUGCUUGUCAUGCUCAGCCAUGUGCGCAAAGAGUUGAGUUCGGGGGCAGCUCACGUCUUGGUCAACCCGUGA